Molecule: messenger RNA, 542 nt
Organism: Talaromyces proteolyticus
Lineage: Eukaryota; Fungi; Ascomycota; Eurotiomycetes; Eurotiales; Trichocomaceae
Exons: 1
Coding region: 243-488 (81 amino acids)
Source: RefSeq, a predicted model, not a curated record
GUUCCAAAUCAUAUACUCUCAUUGAUUUGAGCGAUUCUUCAGAAGAAGAUAAUCAGGGUGGGUCAUCUCAAAGUGGGAUUGAAGAGCUCCUGGGCGAAAAUAUCUUUUUUGACGAUGAAUUUGUCAAACCGAUCACCAUUGAAAAUAACCAAAUAAUCCCUGAUCCCUAUGAAGGGGUUUCUAGGUUUUUUAAAUACAAAUUGGCUAACUCAGGUGGUCAAUAUGGAUUUGAGGAUUUGCGAAUGGAGGUAGUUGGGUUCCAUCUAGAAUCCAUGCAACAAUACUUCCAAGACUUGCGGAAUCGUUUCAUAAGCAGCAACAAGAUUGCCUCCAAUGAUAGUUCAGCACACAAAUGUUGCCACUCGGGACCAUGGCAGAAGGAUUUUGGACUUGAAAACUGUGACGUUUGCGGUAGAUGGAUGCCCCUUUAUACCCUUAGUUGCCCAUCGUGCCAAAUCAAAGCAUGCAUUAGCUGCAAGUACCACUAGAGAGAAGGGGGUAAUUAAGGGAUCUCGCUUUGCCCACUGAAGAUCUGAACUACG